Messenger RNA from Synchytrium microbalum, 1545 nucleotides. RefSeq names its product hexokinase. Gene Ontology annotation, molecular function: fructokinase activity; glucokinase activity; ATP binding. Gene Ontology annotation, cellular component: cytosol; mitochondrion. The record is from RefSeq and is a predicted model, not a curated record. Gene Ontology annotation, biological process: glucose 6-phosphate metabolic process; intracellular glucose homeostasis; glycolytic process. Lineage: Eukaryota; Fungi; Chytridiomycota; Chytridiomycetes; Synchytriales; Synchytriaceae. Bases 1 to 1545 code for a protein of 514 amino acids. The transcript is spliced from 6 exons.
AUGGACAGGAGAGAGCUAAUCCUCUUUUGUUUGGGACUCACCACAGGAAUAUCACUCGCUACCAUCGCUACCUCCUUUUUUGUGCCCUCGACCUCCUCAUACUCGUCUACCUCACCUCCAGUCAUGUCCCCAAACGAAAACAACCACUCUACUGUCAAUGGACUGCCAACUACUAGGAGGAAAUCUACUACUACCACCACUACUCCAGUAUCUUCUCUAUCCCCAUCCUUUCACGAAAUAGAAGCUGCUUGGACUGUCCUGCCAUCAAAACUAGAAGAAAUAUCAUCUCACUUCAUCCAGGAACUAGUCAAGGGUCUCGCUGCCGACGGUCACGAUAUAAAAGCAAUCCCUUCUUAUGUCACUCGUCGUCCAACCGGAACUGAAACUGGCUGCUACUUUGCUCUCGACUUUGGAGGCUCCAACUUUCGAGUAUGUCAAGUCAUCCUUCUAGGUGCUGGCAAUACCGCUGUCAAACAACAGAAAGAUGCUAUAUCGGAUCAUCUCAAAGCUGGAACUGCUGAAGAAUUAUUCAACUUUUUCGCUGAAAGGACGAGAGACUUCUUGUCGAAACAUGGAUUGGGUAAUGGUGGGGGAGCAAAGAUGGGGUUUACCUUCUCGUAUCCUGUCACGCAGACUGCUCUCAACCAUGGUUCUCUCAUGCACUGGAACAAGGGAUUCACUACAUCUGGUGUGAUAGGUGUCGAUGCUGUUGACUUGCUACAGACUGCCUUCCACAAACAGGGUCUCGACUUGCACGUGUCUGCACUCGUCAACGACACUGUCGGAACCCUCAUCGCACACACAUACCAAGGACCAGACACAUACAUUGGCGUAAUUCUAGGUACAGGCUCAAACGCCGCAUACGUCGAAUGCAUCGACAAUAUACCCAAAUGGCAUGGUCCUCGUCCACCUACAGAACAAAUGAUUAUCAACUGUGAAUGGGGUGCAUUCGAUUGUGCCAGACGUAUCCUGCCAGUCACCAAAUAUGAUAAUAUCGUCGAUGCUGCUUCACCAAACCCAAACAUGCAAAUAUUUGAAAAGAUGAUGUCGGGUAAAUAUCUAGGUGAAUUGACGAGGCUUGUUAUGCUUGAUUUGGUCGAGAAGGGUGAAUUGUUUGGGGGAGAAGCGUCGACAGAGUUGAAUAGCACUUACUCGUUUGACACUUCUUAUAUGUCUCGUAUUGAAAGGGACGUCUCACCAGAACUCGCUGAAACUGAAACUAUUCUCAACGUUGUCAUGCAUAUCAGAGAAUCUACUCUGAACGAUCGCAUGAUUGUCAAAAGACUCUGUUACCUUGUUGGUCGCCGUUCUGCUCGAUUGGCUUCUGCUGGAAUCGCAGGCCUUGUGAAAAAGAUUAACAAACUAGAUGGUUGUACAGUAGCCAUUGAUGGCUCACUAUUCGUGCAGUACCCUCGAUACGCCAAUCGAAUGCGAGGAGCAUUGCAGGAACUGUUGGGAGCUGACGCUGAAAAUAUAUCUCUUGAUCAAGCUCGUGAUGGAUCUGGCAUUGGUGCCGCAUUGAUUGCUGCUCUUGCUGACGUAUGA